AUGGCUCGCAACAGUGAAAAGGCGCAGUCUAUGCUGUAUCGCUUCCGGGCGCAGCAGGCUGCAGACAUGGGCAUCAUUGAUAUCACUCGUACCCGUCGACCAAAAGCCAUCACAAGCAUUGAAGACGUCCCGACAUGCGAGCGCUGGCGCGGCCAGGUCCUAAAGGAAAUUUCGCGCAAGGUGUCGCGCAUUCAAGAACAAAGCCUCAGCGAUUUUCAGAUUCGCGAUCUGAACGACGAAAUCAACAAGCUCAUGCGAGAAAAAUGGGCUUGGGAAAUGCAAAUUCGGAAUCUCGGCGGGCCGAAUUAUACGCGCGGAUCCGGCCGGGUCUACGAUGACGAAGGGCGCGAGAUACCGGGCGGCGGAAAAGGAUAUCGAUAUUUCGGUCGAGCGAGAGAGUUGCCGGGUGUCAAGGAGAUGUUCGAGGCGGCCGCGCGCCGCGGAAAGGGUCCGGCGGAGGAAGACGAGGAUAAUGGCGCCGAUCGCCAGAUGAUUGCGAAUGGGAAGUUCGAUGCUCACUAUUACGGCUAUCUGGAUGAAGAGGAUGGGACACUUCUGGAGUACGAAAGAAAGCGAGAGAAGGAACUCGAAGAGGAAUUCCGUGCCCGUUCCCAGGCUCACAAAGAAGAUGACCCCGAAGAUGGCUGGGAGCCUCUACCGGGUCCGGACUGGCGAAUUCCCACGCUUGAGGAAGUGCAAGAGGAGUUAAUUGAGCGACGGCGCAAGCGGCUCCUGGAAAAGAUUUCUUAG
This is a messenger RNA of Penicillium argentinense, 750 nucleotides long. RefSeq names its product pre-mRNA-splicing factor ISY1. Lineage: Eukaryota; Fungi; Ascomycota; Eurotiomycetes; Eurotiales; Aspergillaceae. Gene Ontology annotation, biological process: mRNA 3'-splice site recognition; generation of catalytic spliceosome for second transesterification step. The transcript has 2 exons. The record is from RefSeq and is a predicted model, not a curated record. Gene Ontology annotation, cellular component: post-spliceosomal complex; catalytic step 2 spliceosome; Prp19 complex. Bases 1 to 750 code for a protein of 249 amino acids.